AUGAGCCUUCCUUUUUGCCCUGAAAGCCCACGUUACCUCUUCAUCAACAGGGGCAAAGAAAAAGAAGCAGAGGCGGCCCUGAGAAGACUUCGGGGAAAUCCAGAGAUGGUGAUGAAAGAAAUGGAGGAGAUGAGAGAGGAAGCAGCCCACAGUGAAACAGGAGUGACUGUGAGAGAAUUCCUCAGGAAGAGACGCUACAGGCGCAAUGCCAUUCUGAUAGUGAAUGCCUUAUCCAUGGUGGGUGCCUCUCUCAUGUUCAUGAGCAAAGUCACAGCGUCAUUUGAAGUGCUUAUUGUGGGUCGGCUGAUCUUUGGCUUGUUCUGCGGCCUGGUGAUGAGCCUGAACCCACUGUACAUCCAAGGUGUCUCGCCCACAAACCUCCGUGAUGCCUUUGCAACUCUGAACCAGGUCUCCUUCGCCUCAGGCAUUCUGCUGGGCAUGGUGGUGGGCUUGGAAACGGUGUUGGGCAUGGAGAAAUACUGGUCCCUGAUACUGGUCCAACGCUCCAGUAUAUGA
This is a messenger RNA of Sinocyclocheilus rhinocerous, 516 nucleotides long. Its product is annotated as solute carrier family 2, facilitated glucose transporter member 3-like. The coding region runs from base 1 to 516 and encodes 171 amino acids. Gene Ontology annotation, biological process: dehydroascorbic acid transport. The transcript has 4 exons. The record is from RefSeq and is a predicted model, not a curated record. Gene Ontology annotation, cellular component: plasma membrane. Gene Ontology annotation, molecular function: D-glucose transmembrane transporter activity. Lineage: Eukaryota; Metazoa; Chordata; Actinopteri; Cypriniformes; Cyprinidae.